Ailuropoda melanoleuca (giant panda) is the source of this 1174-nucleotide messenger RNA. RefSeq names its product ARF like GTPase 13A (gene ARL13A). Gene Ontology annotation, biological process: non-motile cilium assembly; receptor localization to non-motile cilium. NCBI's taxonomy places the organism in Eukaryota, Metazoa, Chordata, Mammalia, Carnivora, Ursidae. Gene Ontology annotation, cellular component: motile cilium; non-motile cilium; ciliary membrane. Bases 137 to 1174 code for a protein of 345 amino acids. The record is from RefSeq and is a predicted model, not a curated record. Gene Ontology annotation, molecular function: GTP binding; GTPase activity. The transcript is spliced from 9 exons.
GCAAGUGAGUUGGAUCAAUCUGGCAAGAAGGCUCAAAACGCCUUCCUAUCACUCUACACAUCUUAUGUCUUUCAUCCACAAAGAACCAACUUCUAAUCUGAUAAAUAAUUAACCACCUCAAGAACGAAGCUGAAUCAUGUUCCGGCUGCUGACCUCCUGCUGGUCUCGGCCAAAGACAACUGAACAGACGCGAAGGAAUGUGACCAUCAUUAUCAUUGGAUUGGACAACUCAGGCAAAACUGUUCUUGUGGAGGCUUUCCAAAGAUUGCUUCCCACUAGGAUGGACAAUUGUAUGAAAUCUGAAUUGACUACACUCUUGCUGGAUGAGUAUGAAGUUUCCAUCUAUGACCUGAAUGGAGACAUGAAGGGCCGAGAAAAUUGGCCGAACUACUACACACAGGCACACGGACUUGUUUUUGUCCUGGAUUCCAGUGACUCAGGACGCAUGCAGGAAGUGAGGAUCAUCUUGACACAUCUCCUGUCUGAUAAAAGAGUGGCAGGGAAACCUAUCCUACUCCUGGCAAACAAACAAGACAAGAAGGACGCCCUCCUACCUUGUGAUAUUAUUGAAUAUCUACUCCUAGAAAGGCUAGUGAAUGAGAACAAGUCCCUGUGCCGAGUGGUACCCUGUUCAGCCAUCAAAAACCUCCAAAGAAGGAAACAUCAGCCCCUCAUUGAAGGUCUACGCUGGCUAUUAGCUGCCAUUGGGGAUAAAUAUGAAGAGCUGUGUACUCGCCAACAGCCACUCACCUCGAGCAUCCCAACCUCCAAGGGCACCAGAGCCUCUGGAGAAAGAUGCUUAUCAGACAGCUUUGCUACCAGGAUGGGAAUGUCCAAAGAAAAAAGACAGCGUCUAGGACAAUGCUCAGUGGAAGCUAGGCCCCUAAAGCCAAUUCUACAGAAAGAAGGUUUAAGAUUAAGGCCUAAAAAGAACAUAUCAGUAACAUUUGCUUUAGAUGAACCCAUGGAGGAAGGUGAAUGUUCUGGCAGAAAUAGAACUCGGAACACUACUGAGCUUUGCUACAAUCAAAGUGAUGAUUUGAAGCACCCAGCUCCAUUUGUCGAUGAUGAUCUUUUUGAAGAACUCAGGGCAAAGAAAAAACUGGAGAAAUGGGACACAGAAGAGAUGUUACUGGAAAAUCCCCGUGAAGAAGCCUUUGGAUCCUGUGGUUAG